UUGUCUCUUUCCUUUUGUUGUGUCCGUCUGACUCUCUCCCUCUUUCUCUCUCGUCUGCGUGUUGGGCGAUUGGGUCUCUCAGAUCUCUCUUAUUUUUCACUUCCUCUCGAACACCAUCGAAGACGAGAGAUGAUUAUCAAUCCAACAUCUUAAGAUAUAUGCCAUGGUUUCCUUUGGUUUUUGAUUGGUUCAAGUGGGUGCUGAUGACUGUAUCCUCAUCCUACAUGAGUUCAACCAUUUCAACAUCUCGAGGAACCCUUCAACAAACAAUGCUUAGCCCCUGUGAAUCCCCCAAUCAUGGCCCUUCUGCUUCUUUUCGCCCGCCUCACCCAGACUUUAAUGAUGUUGAUGAAAUAGACUUAAUAUCUGUCUCCUGGAAUCAGGACUAUGGUUGCUUUGCUGCUGGAACAAGUUCUGGCUUUCGUAUUUUUAACUGUGAGCCUUUUAAGGAAACAUUUCGACGUGAUUUGAAAAGUGGGGGAUUUAAAAUUGUUGAGAUGCUGUUUCGCUGCAAUAUUCUGGCACUUGUUGGUGCUGGGGGUAAUUCCCACUAUCCGCCCAAUAAAGUUAUCAUUUGGGAUGAUCAUCAGAGCAGGUGCAUUGGUGAAUUUGCAUUUAGAUCUGAUGUACGUGCAGUGAAAUUGAGACGGGAUCGCAUCAUCGUUGUUCUUGAGCAUAAGAUAUAUGUUUACAGUUUUAUAGAUCUGAAGCUUAUUCAUCAGAUUGAGACUCUUGCAAAUCCAAGGGGACUUUGUUCCCUUUCUCACCAUUCAAGUACAUCUGUGUUAGCAUGCCCAGGUCUCCAACGAGGGCAGGUUCGAGUUGAGCACUUUGGGCUCAAUAUGAUAAAGUUAAUUAAUGCUCAUGAUUCAAAUAUUGCGUGCAUCACCUUGACAGUGGAUGGCCUGCUUCUUGCAACUGCUAGUAUAAGAGGCACUUUGAUAAGAAUUUUCAACACAGUGGAUGGUACUCGCUUGCAAGAGGUUCGAAGAGGUGUGGACAGAGCGGAGAUUUACAAUAUUACGCUUUCUCCUAAUGUCCAAUGGUUAGCCGUGUCAAGUGACAAAGGUACUGUUCAUAUAUUCAGUCUCAGAGUUCGAGUGGUUGGGGAGGACUCAUCCUCUCAUCUUACUCCUGGUCAGAGUCCAGCACUUUUUAACCAAACUUCUUCAACACCAAUCGAUGCCCUUAUAUCUCCAAGCUCUGGUGCCAACCCUAGUUCAUCAUUGUCAUUUAUGAGAGGAGUCUUACCAAAAUAUUUUAGCUCAGAGUGGUCAUUUGCUCAGUUCCACUUACCAGAAGACACCCAAUUCAUUGCAGCAUUUGGAUCUCAAAAUACUGUGAUUAUUGUUGGCAUGGAUGGAAGUUUCUAUAGGUGCAGUUUUGAUCCGGUGAACGGUGGGCAGAUGCUGCAACAGGAAUAUGUGCACUUUCUGAAAACAGACAGCCGGCCUAGAUAGGGUCCAGAGUAUAUCUCCUCACCGUGUGUAAAUAUGGAACCAGAAUUUCCUGGCAGUGGUAUAUAACUACAUAUAAUACAAAUUAAAAUCUUGCAUAAAAUUGCUUCUUACUGUAUAUCCCAUUAGAAAUUGAGAUGCCAACUACAUAUGAAUGAUAAUAAAUUGCUUCUGGUGGAAAA
This is a messenger RNA of Pistacia vera, 1639 nucleotides long. Its product is annotated as autophagy-related protein 18d-like. Lineage: Eukaryota; Viridiplantae; Streptophyta; Magnoliopsida; Sapindales; Anacardiaceae. Bases 159 to 1460 code for a protein of 433 amino acids. The transcript has 5 exons. Gene Ontology annotation, molecular function: phosphatidylinositol-3,5-bisphosphate binding; phosphatidylinositol-3-phosphate binding; protein binding. Gene Ontology annotation, cellular component: phagophore assembly site membrane; cytosol; extrinsic component of membrane. The record is from RefSeq and is a predicted model, not a curated record. Gene Ontology annotation, biological process: protein lipidation; autophagy of mitochondrion; nucleophagy.